AGGCGGCGCCGCCGCGGCAGUCGCUGCUGCUGCCGCCGCUGCCGGGACACAAUGGGCGGCAGCGGUGGGGUGCCGGCGGCGGGCCGCUGAGGAGUCCCGCCGCCAUCCCUGUGGCCAUGGCCACCACGGCCGAGCUCUUCGAGGAGCCCUUUGUGGCAGAUGAAUACAUUGAACGCCUGGCAUGGAGAACACCUGGAGGAGGUUCCAGAGGUGGAGAAGCUUUUGAUCCAAAAAGAUUAUUGGAAGAAUUUGUAAAUCACAUCCAAGAAUUACAGGUAAUGGAUGAAAGGAUUCAGAGAAAAGUGGAGAAACUGGAACAGCAAUGCCAGAAGGAAGCAAAGGAAUUUGCCAAGAAAGUACAAGAGCUGCAGAAAAGCAACCAGGUUGCCUUCCAACACUUCCAAGAACUAGAUGAGCACAUCAGCUAUGUAGCAACUAAGGUCUGUCACCUUGGCGACCAACUGGAGGGGGUAAACACGCCACGGCAACGGGCUGUGGAGGCUCAGAAGCUGAUGAAAUACUUUAAUGAGUUUCUGGAUGGAGAGCUGAAGUCUGAUGUUUUUACAAACUCUGAAAAGAUUAAAGAGGCAGCUGACAUUAUUCAGAAGCUGCAUUUGAUUGCACAAGAGCUGCCUUUUGACAGGUUUUCUGAAGUAAAAUCAAAGAUAGCAAGUAAGUACCAUGAUUUAGAGUGCCAGCUAAUACAAGAAUUUACCAGUGCACAACGAAGAGGAGAAAUAUCCAGAAUGAGAGAAGUAGCAGCAGUUUUGCUUCACUUUAAGGGCUACUCCCAUUGUGUUGAUGUGUACAUUAAACAGUGUCAAGAGGGUGCAUUCCUGAGGAAUGAUGUCUUUGAAGAUGCAGCCAUUCUCUGCCAGCGAGUGAAUAAACAAGUUGGAGAAGUCUUUAGCAACCCAGAGACUGUGCUAGCCAAACUCAUUCAAAAUAUCUUUGAAGUUAAACUUCAGAGUUAUGUGAAAGAGCAGCUUGAAGAACACAGGAAAUCAGAUGCAGAGCAGUACCUUAAGAAUCUCUAUGAUCUAUAUACAAGAACUACUAAUCUGUCAAGCAAAUUGAUGGAAUUUAACUUGGGUACUGAUAAGCAGACUUUCUUGUCUAAGCUUAUCAAAUCCAUUUUCAUUCCCUACUUGGAGAAUUACAUUGAGGUGGAAAUUGGUUAUUUGAAAAGUAGGAGUGCUAUGAUUCUGCAACGCUAUUAUGAUUCCAAAAACCACCAGAAGAGGUCCAUUGGCACUGGAGGGAGCCAGAUCCACAAAAGGACUGAAGCAAAAUUAAGUAUUCAAGACCUCAAAGAGAGAAUAAGGCAACGCACAAACUUGCCCCUGGGGCCAAGUAUUGACACACAUGGAGAAACUUUUCUGUCUCAGGAAGUGGUGGUUAACCUUUUGCAAGAGACUAAACAAGCUUUUGAAAGAUGUCACAGGCUCUCUGAUCCAUCUGACUUACCCAAGAAUGCUUUCAGAAUUUUCUCUAUGCUGGUCGAGUUCUUAUGUACUGAACACAUCGAUUAUGCAUUAGAAACAGGCCUUGCUGGCAUUCCCUCUUCUGAUUCAAAGAACGCAAAUCUUUAUUUCUUGGAUGUUGUCCACCAGGCCAAUACCAUUUUCCAUUUGUUUGACAAGCAGUUCAAUGAUCAUCUGAUGCCAUUAAUCAGUUCUUCUCCUAAAUUAUCUGAAUGCCUUCAGAAGAAAAAGGAUAUCAUAGAACAAAUGGAAGUGAAGCUGGAUAUGGGCAUUGAUAGGACACUGAACUGCAUGAUUGGACAGAUGAAGCACAUCUUGGCUGCAGAACAGAAGAAGACAGAUUUUAAACCAGAAGAUGAAAACAAUGUUUUGAUUCAAUAUACUAAUGCUUGUGUUAAAGUCUGUGCCUACGUUAGAAAGCAAGUGGAAAAGAUUAGAAAUUCUAUGGAUGGUAAAAACGUGGACACAGUUUUGAUGGAGUUUGGAGUUCGUUUCCAUCGACUGAUCUAUGAACACCUACAGCAGUACUCCUACAGCUGCAUGGGAGGCAUGUUGGCUAUCUGUGAUGUGGCUGAAUACAGGAAGUGUGCCAAAGACUUUAAGAUUGCCCUGGUGUUACAACUCUUUGAUACCUUGCAUGCCCUUUGCAAUCUCCUGGUGGUAGCCCCGGAUAAUUUAAAGCAGGUUUGCUCAGGAGAGCAGCUUGCUAAUCUGGACAAGAACAUCCUUCACUCCUUUGUUCAGCUGCGGGUUGAUUAUAGGUCUGCUCGUCUCGCUCGUCACUUCAGCUGAGGGCAGGCAAAGCAAUGCUGGUACCUCUGGGCCAGGCCUCAGUUGUUAGAAAGCACAGGGGAAUGAUUUACCAAACCAUGGGUUAUUACUUUUGUGGAGUUAAUGACUCUUCAGGAUAAAGCAGCAGCUGCUAUAUUGAAACAUGAUUCUAUGGCAGGUGAGCAGGUAAAAAUCUGAAUGAUCUUUCAUGUCAGCUAAAGCUCUCCCACUGGAAGAAUCUGCUUCCUACUGUUGGUUUGUUUUUCUACUGGAAACAUUUUGGUGGAGGGAAGCAAGUGGUGCACUGGAAGUAUUUUAGCCUUCACUAUUGAAUUAUCAGAUACCAUUUGUUAGACUUGAACUACAGAGCAUAGCGUAGGUAAUGGAUUACAUAGAAUAGACCAGUGUAAAAACAUCCUUCAUCAGUUUUAAUGACUUAGACUUCAGCACAGCUAAUCAUAAUCAAAUUAUCUUUGAUUGGUGUUUCUAAGUCAUUUCUUUCAUUUAAAACCUUAUCCUGCUCAAUGUAAUUUCUUGCUCUAAUUAAUUAGCUUGGAAUUUCUUUGAGAUGUAGAAGUAAAAGCAACCCCAUCCCAAAAGUAAUUUAUUCAUUGUGUAGCAUACUAAAGAGAACUAAAUUAGUGAAAAGGUGGUUUAUUUUGGGGGGGGGAGGGGGUGCUUUUUUUGAGUUCUUUGAUUUUUGGGGAGUAUCUUUUGUACCUAAACAGUCAGGAGCCCACCAGAACCUAUUGGCAUUGUCUGAUCUGACAUUCUGGUCUGUUUGAUGCCGGCACACUGAAUUUUGUAUGUGCUUCUAAAGUAAAUCCAGCUGUCUUGCCUAAGGCAUUCUUACUCCAACGUGAAGGUGCCUAUUGUUGGGUUAAUACAAGAGAAUUUUCUCCUGUCUCUUGUUUUGUAUCUAAAUAAAUUCAAAUUCUGAUGAAGGGAAAGGAUAAAAUGCAGCCCAGGUUUUUCACCUGGGAGGAAUGGGCAGCAAAUCUAGACAGAACCUGGAGCUGAAAAUUCCUGUGUUGAUGAUUGAGCCUCAGUGCCUGAGCAGUAUAAAAUACUGAAAGCUUCACUUUCACUGCUGUUAGUAUUGGAGAAAGGCUCUUUCUGUCUCCAUUCUGCUCCAGCAUUUGUUCAGGCUGAGGUAGAUCCACGGUGUGCAUAUAGUCAGUUGAAGCAACAGCCACGUUUGAAACAUCUGGGGUAGCUUUUCCACAAGCAGCUGAAAACUGUUGUAAAUAGACCUUUCUGCACAGUGAGCCCUUGUGGAAAACAGGGUGGAAGUGCAGUGGUUUGAGUCUUCAAUCUGGUUUACAUAAUCCUUAAACAAAACAUCUGUGACUCUCUUUCUACUGUAGGCUCAGCCUAUGUUAUGGAAACCUUUCUCCUAUUUCAGGGCAGCAUUUCUAUAGAUCUCCUUUAUGGGUGGGUCAGAUCCAAUUAAUUCUGUUCCUCUUUAGUUAAUUCCCAGGUGUAGUCAAUAUUGGACAGGUGUGUGUGGAACUUGUGUUGCUUAGCUGAGGUUCUUCUGCUUCAUUUUGUACAUAGCAGAGCAUUAUGUCAGAUAACAGGAGAAGGGAUGCCAGACUUGUCUCGAAGGUGGUUUUCAGGAGGUGGGCUGCUUUGUUGAGUUGCAUAGCUCUGGUUUUAGGCCAUGGCAAAGCCACAAAGAGUUUUUGGGCACUGGAGGAGUCACAUGCUUGUACUGCUGCCAUUAUUGAUCAAAAGCUCUGAUGUAAAUUCAGAUGAUACCUCUCUGUUACCUCUGUAACUGAAAGCCAACACUUUUCAGGCUGUGGUUUUAUUAACCAAUACAAAAACCUUUCUACAGAAGAAGACAAAAAAAAAACCAAUGUCAAUUUGUAAACACAGUGAACAUCAUCUUAAGAGUGCAGAUCACAGAAGUGCUUCAGAACUUGUUGUAUGAUUGUUUGAGUUCUUUUCCAGGUUGUAUGAAAUGUAUUUACUAUCAUUUCUGGCUUUACUAGCUGUAUUCCCCAUGCAUCUGCUCAGUGCAAUACUUUCAUUAUUAUGCCUGUUAACAGAAGGCAGCAAACAGUAGGUGAGUACUUCAAUAUGUAAACUCUUCCUCAAUAAAAAGAAUUCCCUCUGGACACCUUCUUCAUUUCAGUUCAUUUCCAUGUUCUUCAAAUAUCUUUAUACUCAAUUGUAUAAGCCCUUCUAUUAAAAAAUUAAUAAAAGCCAUUAAAAAAAGAGAGAAUAAAGUGAUUUUACUGACCAAAUAUA
Messenger RNA from Pogoniulus pusillus (Red-fronted tinkerbird), 4511 nucleotides. RefSeq names its product exocyst complex component 5 (gene EXOC5). NCBI's taxonomy places the organism in Eukaryota, Metazoa, Chordata, Aves, Piciformes, Lybiidae. Gene Ontology annotation, cellular component: cytoplasm; exocyst. The coding region runs from base 117 to 2276 and encodes 719 amino acids. The record is from RefSeq and is a predicted model, not a curated record. The transcript has 19 exons. Gene Ontology annotation, biological process: Golgi to plasma membrane transport; exocytosis.